AUGGCCGUCACCUGUUGCCUUUCUAGUCCCGCACGUCAAAACCCCCUGGAUGCACAGCGUUUCGACCCGCUGCGGCGCACUCGCACAAGACUUGUAUCGCUUUUCAACACCGGCACUCCAAAACUGAUAGGUCAGGGCCUUUGCGUCAGGACCGAGCGAGCAAGCGUGGGUGAUAUGUGGCCGGACCAUGAGGUUGUAGUCGAUCCUUUUGAGGGGGGAGAUUCUGAUCUGGAGGGGUCGUGCCCAUCCCCACCCUUUACUUCUACUACGGACACGUGUGCCACUUCCGCUACGCCUGUCGAUGAAUACGACCACGACGACAUCGUUAUCACACGUACCAUCAUCCGUCCUAACCCCUAUCGUGGUCCUACUCGUAUGCUACCUCGCACGCGGAUGGUGCUUACCCGCAUGUUCUCGCGCUCGCCGUCUCCCACAAGCACCUGCUCUCCCUCUCCAUUUUCUUUGCCAUCUGCCACAUCCUCAACUUUCGAUAGCGAUGCGGAUGAUACGAAAAUUCACAGGAGGGAGAGGCCUGUGUUGCUGGUCAUUGUUAAGGAGAGGAGGGAAAGGUACGAGGAUGAUCGGGCGUUUAAGGAGAUUGUGGGGAGUGUCUUUCCUGCUGCUGGUGUGAGGGGCGGCGCUUGAGCUUGGUCCUUGCAUGGCGAGGUUAGAUGCUUGUGAAUGUUCGUGAUGCAACUCUGGACGCCAUAUUGCAUAGAUUCCUUGUUACGCUAAUCAUUUCAUAUCUGGGGUCGUUUGUACUCUCUCAUUUAUGUAUAUUUUAUAGAUUGACCUGGUUGUCAUCUAUCUCAUUGUGCGGGGU
Molecule: messenger RNA, 823 nt
Organism: Suillus subalutaceus
Lineage: Eukaryota; Fungi; Basidiomycota; Agaricomycetes; Boletales; Suillaceae
Exons: 4
Coding region: 1-645 (214 amino acids)
Source: RefSeq, a predicted model, not a curated record